Molecule: messenger RNA, 171 nt
Organism: Perkinsus marinus ATCC 50983
Lineage: Eukaryota; Perkinsozoa; Perkinsida; Perkinsidae
Exons: 1
Coding region: 1-171 (56 amino acids)
Source: RefSeq, a predicted model, not a curated record
AUGACAGCUAAGAUUUACUUCAUCUUCAGAGCGAGGGGCUGUCAGGGUGGCAACCUGUUUGAAGGUCUGAACUUCCUGAAAAAUCAUGGCAUUGUUACUGGUAAGAAUAUUCAACUCAGAUCACUCAAGUUGGGUGAGUUUGAGACCGGCAUCGACUCCUCUUCGGAUUAG